Emericellopsis cladophorae is the source of this 3129-nucleotide messenger RNA. Its product is annotated as Exocyst complex component-like protein. Gene Ontology annotation, biological process: exocytosis; Golgi to plasma membrane transport. Gene Ontology annotation, cellular component: exocyst. NCBI's taxonomy places the organism in Eukaryota, Fungi, Ascomycota, Sordariomycetes, Hypocreales, Bionectriaceae. The coding region runs from base 1 to 3129 and encodes 1042 amino acids. The transcript has 2 exons. The record is from RefSeq and is a predicted model, not a curated record.
AUGGCCGAACAAGAGCGAACAGUUCUGGAAUUCUACCAGCUCCCCACAGCCUUUCCCUCAGAAUGGCCCGCCGAAAAGGACGCCGAGGACUCGUCUGGCGAUGAGGAUACACAAGACCCCAGACUCCAACAUCGCAAGUCCCGCUACCAAGCGCUGGAACGGGCCGCCAGCAACCGCAGGAGCAGCUAUUUGCCAGGCUCAGAGGGCGGCAACGGUGGCGUUAGCAACCUCGUACAGAAGGACGAGCCAGAUCCGCUUGGCUCCGCAAGCAGCGUGGUGCAGACGUUGAAGGCCAUGGGCCAUCGCCAGGUGCAGGACGACGCGCGCUACCGUAACCGAUUCCUCCUGUCAUCGACGAGCUUCUCGCCGGCUCUCUUUCUCUCUCACGUGCACGCCAAUGCGGACACGCGGAAAUUACUGCAAGGCCUAGACUUCCUCUCCCAGUCGAUCGAUCAAAAGUCCGCAUCCCUCAAAGUACUGGUUGAGUCCAACUUUGAGCGCUUCGUCAAGGCCAAGGCCACCAUCGACAAUGUCUACAAGGAGAUGAAGUACCGGGGCGCUGAAUCCCAGCACCUGAACGCUCGACCGCACUCAAGACACGCAAGUCGUAGCAGCUGGCGGCAGAGCAUGAAUGGGCUGAACAACCCCUUGGCGGCACCCAUGAGCGACCGCCGGCAGAAGAACGCCCUCACCAAAGAGAGUGAGUAUGGUGUCAGAGGUAUCAAGGCUCCAUUGCUCGACGUGUCGGCCAAGGCUGAGGACGUUUGGGGUCCUGCGCUGGGUGGUCGUGAGAAGGAAGAAAACCUAAAGACCGUUUCGGCCCAGCUCGACCGCUAUAAAGAGUACAUUGAGCUCAGCCCUGCGAUUGCAGACAGCAUCAAGAGGAAGGACUACGAGACAUUGGUAGAGGAAUACAACAGAGCGCGGAAAUUUGCCGAUUCGGCACGCAGGUUAGCGGAAAGUCUCCACGGAGACGCCCCAAAGGACGCGCACCUGUACCAGAUCCUGCUGGCGGGACGAAUGUGGCACGAUGUGAACUCUCAGAUUCAUACAUUUAAGAGGGAUGUGUGGAAGCGGCUGACUUCACUCCAUACACUGUCGAAAGCGGAGGCCGCGCCUGGGCGGGGCCAGGACCAUCAUCUGGAAUUGAUCGGCUUGCUGUUGGAGCUGGGCGUAAGCGACAACCCUGUCUGGGUGUGGCUGUUGAGCCGCUACGACUAUCUCAAGGGCAGGAUCCAGACAACGGUAGAGAGAUCGACAGUCGAGAUUGAGGUACUGCGACGAAGGCUGGCGAGCGCAGACAAACCAACGCCUCACGCGAUUGCUGCGCACCUGCGAUCGCUGGGCCGGCAAGCUACUGAAGAGAAGCCCGCGUCCAGCGACUCGGCAGACGUGAUUGAGUUGUGGGAUAAAAUGCUGGGAUUCUUGUCGAGCCUAUUGUCCACAUCCGGCAUCAUCGCCGAGGUGGUCGAGUUCUGGAACACUGUCCAGGGGUUCAUUGACGGCAAGGCCCAGAGGAACCUGCCAGCAGGCUAUAAUGGUGAGUCGCGAAUACAUCAUCAGUUGUCGGACAAGGUCAUCGAGGACCUGAAAAAGGGCGUCGUUGAGCUCGUGGAGACGAUUCGCGAUCAUACCUAUGAGUUCUUCACCGGACCCCCGCCCGAGGAUAUCUCGCUGCUCUACUCGCCGCUGCCCCCGACGACGCCUGCUUCGCCUUCGCCUACCACGCCUGGCGCGAGCGCACUCACUCCAACUGGGUUGAGGGACCCUCGCUUCAACUUUGACGCCAGCAAUCCGCCUCCGCCGUCGCCAAAAAGAGGCGAGAGCUGGGAAAAGCUGGCCUUCUGGCCACCAUGGUCCAAUUCGUUGAGCGGCGUCUACUAUCUUUCCAAAGCACUGGCCCUGGUCGGGUCAGGGGCCUCGGACCUUGCAGGACUCCAGCCGGUGGCUGUGGGCGAUAGUCAAAUCGUGGAACGGCUCAAGUCGCUCGUCGCAGCAUCCCGCGAACGGUGUGUAACCGCGCUGUGCGCGGCGUGGAAUCGCGAUGCCGAGAACAUCAAGUAUGUCGAAGAUUGGCAGCGCUCGACCGAAUUAGGCGACGUGACACGCAUGCCCUCGAGCUUCUCCGCGUUCGAAGGGACGCUCCUCUUGGGCAUGCAAAAGAUCCUGUACAUUUCCGAGGCCAUGUCCAAAUCAGGAGCCAUGGACAUUGUGCCUCCACCUCCCACCAAGUUGCUGCAAAUGGUGCGCAGCCAGUACGUGUCGACCCUGUACAAGGCGCUGAGCGGUAUGGUUGAGAACGCGGAGCGGUCCGUCAAGAAAGCGGAUGAUGUGUGGGCGGCAGAGAGCGAGUGGUCGACGGCCUCGCCCAUUGCUGAAACGCUCCUUAGCAGGAGCACGCUCGACGCUGGAGAUCGCAAUAUUCGCAUGCUCUUGACCCUGAGCAACUUACAAGCUCUCCGGUCCCAAGUCGUGCCUAGCCUCAACUCACAAUUCGAAAAUGCUUUUUCUGUCAAACUGACAGACGAGUCCAAGACCAUUCGCGACGUCCUCGGCCAGAUUGACGCCCGUCUCUUCCAAUCCUACACGAAAAAAUCCAUCGAACAGCUGCGUGCCAUCAUCUCAGCCGGUCUCAGCCGGGACGACUGGGUGCCUGCGGCAGGGACACGGCCGACGGCAGCGAAGCCAUACGUCUACGAGACCCUCUUGACGCUGGUGCUCGUUCACUCCCAGGUCUCCACGACAGCUUCCUCCCUCACCCCGCAAGUCUUGUCCUUCCUUCUCGAGCAGACAUCGUCCCAGCUACUGGAAGCGUUCCGCCGCCGACCGAAAUACCCCCUCGAGGCUCUCAUGCAAGCCACCCUCGACGUGGAGUUUGUCGCCCAGACACUGAGUCACUACACGACGGAUCGCGCGUCGGAGCUGCAGGGUCAGAUCUAUCAGGAGCUUGACAGUCGCACGGACAAUGACGCCCGGGCGCGACUGCAGAGUGAACUCCCGGAAAUGAGGAGUGUCUUGAAGAAGUUGAGGGAGGCGAGCAAAAGUGAGUUUGCGUGCUUCAAGAAGCCGAAACGGCCGGGCCAGAAUCCAAGCCGCACGGAUAGUGGCUUGAGCGGGACGUCAAUGUAG